Messenger RNA from Lycium barbarum (goji berry), 2224 nucleotides. RefSeq lists its product as uncharacterized. The record is from RefSeq and is a predicted model, not a curated record. The coding region runs from base 97 to 2091 and encodes 664 amino acids. The transcript is spliced from 5 exons. Lineage: Eukaryota; Viridiplantae; Streptophyta; Magnoliopsida; Solanales; Solanaceae.
UCAAACACACUUUCUUCUUCUUAACACUUUGUCACCUCUCUAAGCCUUCCUUUUAUUUUUACUUUCCUCCAUUUUGUUGUCUUACUUUUGAUCAGCAUGGAAUUUGAGCAGUCAGUAUUGAGAGAAAACAUAAGAGGCCAAUUAAGCAUAGACCACAACAAGGCUAAGAACUAUCAUAAUAGUAAUAUUCUUGAAACAAGUUCUAGUAAUGCUUCCUCUGUUGCUUCACAUGAAGAUUUGGGGAGUAGAAUUCAGUCAUUUCAUGUGAGAGAGAAAGCUGUUUCUAAGAGUGAAUCUGCAGAAAAAAAACUUUCUUGGCUACGUUCUCAGAUUGUUGGUGAAAAUGUGGAUUUUGAGACACCCUUUGGGAAACGUAGGCUCACUUAUGCUGAUCACACUGCCUCCGGAAGAUGCCUUUACUACAUUGAAAACUAUAUCAUCAAUAAUGUCCUUCCUUUCUAUGGCAAUAGUCACACUAGUGACAGUCACGUGGGAUACCAAACAACAAAAAUAGUGCAUGAAGCAGCAGCAUACGUGAAGAAAUGCUUAGGAGGAGGAGAAGAAGAUGCAAUUAUAUUUUGUGGUUCUGGUUCUACUGCUGCCAUUAAAAGGCUCCAAGAAGUCAUGGCUAUUUCUGUCCCUUCUACCCUCCGAGAAAAAGUCCUCUCUAAAUGCUUCCGCAACGAGACCAAAGAAAGAUGGGUAGUCUUUGUUGGACCUUAUGAACAUCACUCUAACAUCCUUUCAUGGAGACAAAGUUUAGCUGAGGUUGUUGAAAUUGGUUUGGACGAUAGUGGCCUUGUCGACAUGGAAGCUUUGAGGGUUCAACUUGAGUUCUACAAGUCUACAAAUAGGCCAUUGUUGGGUUCAUUUUCAGCUUGUAGUAAUGUGACUGGGACUUACUCUGAUACGAGAGCCAUCGCUCGUCUUCUUCACAAAAAUGGAGCUUUUGCUUGCUUUGAUUUCGCUGCGAGUGCUCCAUAUGCAAAAAUAGAGAUGAGAUCGGGAGAAAUUGAUGGAUAUGAUGCUGUUUUUAUUAGUCCUCACAAGUUUCUUGGAGGGCCAGGCACACCUGGAAUCCUUGUAAUGAACAAAGCACUCUAUCGGUUGAGGACUUCACCUCCAUCCACUUGUGGGGGUGGUACUGUUGAUUUUGUCAAUCCCUACAAUGAAAAGGACACCCUCUAUGUGGAUAAUAUUGAAGAAAGGGAGGAUGCUGGAACACCGCCAAUCAUCCAGAAGGUGAGAACAGCUCUAGCAUUUUGGGUGAAAGAAUUCAUAAGUCACAAAGUAAUUGAAAGAAUGGAGCACACCUACAUUGAGCUUGCACUACAAAGGCUUCUCCCAAACCCUAAUAUAUGGAUUUUGGGAAAUGUAACAGCCAAGAGACAAGCUGUGCUUUCUUUUCUCAUCUAUACCACAACUUACUCUUCACCAAGUGAUGGCAAUGGUGAAGGCAAUGAGCUUUACCUAUGGAGAGAGACUGGAAACAAGAAAGAUAAGCCUCUUCAUGGCCCUUUUGUUGCUAAGCUGCUGAAUGAUCUAUUUGGUAUUCAAGCUAGAGGAGGGUGUGCUUGUGCAGGGCCCUAUGGGCAUAGCUUGCUGAAGGUUGAUGAACCUCACUCUCUUGCCUUCAAAGAUGCAAUUGAAAUGGGCUUUACCGGGGUGAAGCCAGGAUGGACAAGGAUAAGCUUUCCCUACUAUAUGUCCAAGGAAGAAUUUGAGUUCAUUCUAGCAGCACUAGAAUUCAUAUCAAUUUAUGGACAAAGAUUCCUCCCUUUGUACAAUUUCAAUUGGAGGAGUGGUGCUUGGACUUUCAAAAAGAAAGCUUUGAAGGAGGCACUUAUGGCAGGGAGGGAUCACAAUUGCAACUUUUGUGGCUCACCAAUGAUGAAGGAAUUGAACCUAGGUGGUGGUAAUUGUCAUAAUGACACAAAAGAAGGAUGCAUUAAUAACAAAGAAGGCCUUCUUUGCAAGUAUGUAAAGUAUCUUGAGACAGCCAAGCGCAUUGCUAGCCUCCUUCCUAAGUUCCCACAUCAGCGCCCAAUACCUGAGGAACUAGACACUAAUCUCGUGUCCUUUAGAGUCUGAACUGCAUUAGCUCUACUCUCUGUCUCAAAUAAUAUAUAUGGUAUUAAACUUUGUCCAAUGUCUAGUUGGGAAAAUUUGAAUUUGAUAUAUAAUAAACUAAAGAUGGUAUGAGUAUAAAACUUUUAUUGAAAAA